AUGAUUACAGAAACAGAAUUAAAAUCAAUUCCUUAUUCAGAUGAACAAAUCAAUGAAUAUUAUGAAGUAUUUUCUUUCUUUGAUCGUCAUAAUACAGGUAGAAUUAAUUUAAAUGAAUUAGGUCUAAUUGUUCGAUCAAUUGGUUUUAAUCCAAGUGAAAUAUUAAUAAAACAAUUUCAACAUGAAUAUCAACAAAAUGAUAUAGAUAAAAUAAAUUUUCAACAAUUUUUACAAAUACUAAUUUAUUUAACAAAUGAAAUUGAGGAUGAAAUUGAUAUUAUUGAAGCAUUUCGUGUUUUUGAUAAAGAAGGUCAAGGUUUUAUAACUAAAGAAGAACUUAUGCAUAUAAUGACACAUCUUGGUGAGAAAUUAUCAAUGGAAGAAGCAGAAGAAAUGAUGCAUGAUGCUGAUAUUUAUUGUGAUGGAAAAAUUCGUUAUGAAGAAUUCGUUAAAAUAAUGACGCAAUUAAAUUAA
Molecule: messenger RNA, 474 nt
Organism: Rotaria sordida
Lineage: Eukaryota; Metazoa; Rotifera; Eurotatoria; Philodinida; Philodinidae
Source: the annotation of a GenBank genome assembly